Molecule: messenger RNA, 2378 nt
Organism: Ostrea edulis (European flat oyster)
Lineage: Eukaryota; Metazoa; Mollusca; Bivalvia; Ostreida; Ostreidae
Product: chloride intracellular channel protein 2-like
Exons: 4
Coding region: 129-1010 (293 amino acids)
Biological process (GO): chloride transport
Cellular component (GO): apical plasma membrane; cytoplasm
Molecular function (GO): chloride channel activity
Source: RefSeq, a predicted model, not a curated record
CAAAAUCACAUGACUUUUACUUCCACGCAUGCGUGGAUUGAAAGGCAAAAUUCUGGGCGAGGCAGUGCGUCAUAGGGAGGACAAAUUAUAGGAGUUUUCUCGUCGAACUGCGACAGAACAUUGCUAAAAUGAGCGACGAUAAGCCGUUUUACGAGCCCGAGGAGUCCGAUGAGGACCCAAAGCCCAAAUUUGAGCUCUACAUUAAGGCUUCCAGUAUUGAUGGAGAAAUGAAAGGCUCUUGUCCAAUAUGCCAACAGUGGUUCAUGGUCGCAUAUCUUCUGGCUGAACAAAAAAACGCCAGCUUCAAGGUUUUUACAGUUCAGGCGAACACACCACCUCAGACAUUUAAAGACAAGGUCCAAAGCAAAAUAUUCCCUGUUGUGAUUGGAACAAGUGGGAAAAAUGUCAAUGGCCAGGAUAUUUCUGGGAUCGUUUAUGACAGUUAUGAUGAUGUUGAAAAAUUCUUUGAGAGUAUAAACUUUAACUGUCCUAAACUGAAGAGAACACAACAGACCAAUAUUGCUAGUCUGAAAAUAUUUGAGGAUUUAUAUAAGAAUUUCAACUUAUUCUUACAAAAUCCCAGCUCGGAUGGGAAAAAGCUGUUGCAGGACUUGCGGAAUUUGAACGGUCACUUGGAGAUACAGGGGACACCAUUUCUGACAGGAUCAUCUCUAGCUUAUGCUGACUGUGUACUACUGCCAAAACUACAGCACAUACGUAUGGCAGGAGAGCAAUACAGGGAUUUUAAAAUCCCAGAUGAGUUGAAUUUUAUCUGGGACUAUUUGGAACGUGGGUACGAGACUACAGCCUUCAGUGCAACACUGCCCUCUGAUCAGGACAUUGUCAAGCAUUACGAGAUGAGGGCUGCUGGCAAAGGCAUCAAAGGAAGACCUACAUUACAGAAACAGACAUACACGACAUCUGUCCCAACACGUGUUCCCACGACAACGGUCAACGGUGGUGGUGAAGAUGGAGAGGGGUCAAAUGGAAUGGACGAGGCCGGGGAAUAAAGGGAAGUUUAUACCGCUAAUGUGAUACAGGACAGUGUAUAUCUACAUGGUGCAUUCAUUAUCAUGAGUGGUGUCAAACUUCUAGCUUUGCACAAAUGGAAGUCAUUCAAGAGGGGAGUAACUCUGCUAGAGGUUUGGGACAUUCUCUGAUAUGAGAUGCCUUUCAAGAAGAUGUAAAGAAAAUCGACCAAUCAGGAACUUUUUGCAUGUAAAGCCAUUCCUGAGGAAAUUGUGGCACAUUUGAAAUUGUGUUGUGAUACAGAGUGGGAAAGGAAUUAUAUUCAUUUCUAUUUUUUUUUUUUUUUUUUUUUGUUGCUAAAAUUUAACAUUUAUGCAAUAUCAUCUUCUGCAUGUUGUUAAACACAAUUGUUUGGUUGAAUUUGUUACAUAAUAUAAAAACUAGUUUUAUUUUUUUUAUGGGAUAUUUUGCUGCAUGGUGAGAUAUUUUUAUAUUAAAACAGGUUGGGUCGUCAAUGCAAGGCAGUUCUGGGGAAAUUUUGUUAAGUUUGUCGGCUAUGUUACUAUUUACUCUGCCAUGUUGUAUGGGGGUUUUGUUUUGUUUUUAUUUUUUUUUUGCUUGUUUUUUUGUCAUCAUCUGGUCAUUUGUAUUAAGUAACCUAUAGAACUAAUAAACUGUCACUAUUAUGAUAUCUAUUGACUGUUCUCUACUUUCUGUAAAUUCCAACCUGAAAUAUUAAUUAAGAUAAUGAUAUUCUAGAUUAUUUUUAUAUAAGUGUAUUAGGUAGAUAACAUUGAAACAUAUCCUAUCAUUGUGCCUUUCGUUGGUUAAUGGCACGGAGCCACAUCACCAAAGAAUCAUGUAUACCUCUAGUGUAAAAAGUGUUUGAUAUCUCAAGCUUAUUCAUUGUUACCGUAGAUAUAUUUAUUUUUUUCCAUUUUUUGUCACAAAAACAAUGUACAAACUCUUGCAAACUUGCCAUACACAUUUUAAAACAAAGAUGUAUUUAGUUUCUUAACAAACUGUUUACACUUUAAUCUUAACAAGUUUUAAAUGCAUUCAUAUUAUUUCAGUGUAAUAGGUAUCAAUUCAGGUCCAUUGAUUAUAAUUAUAUAUUGAUUUUAAAUGAUCAAAUUCUGAAGAAAACUGAUCAGUGUCGGGACAUGCUUAUUGUGGGCACUUUAAGAGAAAAAAAUCCACAAUGCUUUGUGAUAAGCUUGUUGAAUUGUCCUUUCUAAGCAGCAAGGGUCAUCCCAGUGGUGACCGUGUUCUAGUCUGCUGAAAGGAUUAAUCAAUUCUAAUUAAUUAAAUCAGCAAAAUAAUUGUAUGAUUAUUGUAUAUGAUUGUGUGUGCUUCGUACAUAUUGUUACUACAUGUAUACCAGGUUAUAAUAAAUGUAUUAUACAGAC